AGGCACGAGCAAUGCCAUUUGCAUUCGUCACAGACCUCCGACAUGCUGCUGUGGAUCUGUGCUUUCGGGCGGUUUUUUGAAAUUUGUGAGGUUGGAAUAUAAUAUGAAAGUAAAAUUUUGAGAAGCAAUGGCUCUAUUCGAAGAAAACGCUGAAAUUAGACCUAUAAACGUGGAAACCGUUCACAAAAUAUGUUCCGGACAGGUGGUGCUGAGCCUCGCGAUAGCGAUGAAAGAGCUAGUAGAAAAUUCCGUCGACGCAGAGGCAUCUAUAAUAGACAUACAUUUGAAAAAUUACGGUUCGGAAGUACUGGAAGUGCUAGAUAACGGGGUAGGAAUUCAUAGAGACAACCUUGAACUUCUCACAAAAAAACACUACACUUCUAAGCUGCGAAAAUUUAGCGAUUUGGAAAAUAUCGGUACUCUGGGCUUUCGGGGAGAAGCCAUGAGUUCGCUCUGCGCUUUAUCCGAUGUCACCGUCACAUCAAAACAUGCCUCCACUGAGCUGGGGACUCGAGUUCAGUAUGACCGUAAUGGCAUUAUUAUACAACAGGAAUCUACUGCCAGACAGCAAGGAACAACUGUUAGCAUAAAGAACUUGUUCUCUUCGUUGCCCGUGAGACGGAAAGAGUUUUUAAAAAAUUUAAAAAAGGAAUUUACUAAGAUGUGUACAUUGUUAUAUGCCUAUUGCCUGAUUCCAAACGGUAUAAAAUUUACUUGUACAAAUGUGACAGAGAACGGUACUAAAAGUACAAUCGUGGCAACAGAAGGUAACAAAACAGUUAGGGAGAACAUAAUCAGUGUUUUCGGGGUGAAGCAGUUGUCUUCUCUGAUCGAUGUCGAGUUAGUCGUACCGGAGGAACCAAUUUUAAAAGAGUACGCGCUCGUUUUAGCUCCUGGCGAGAAAUUGCCCUUUGAUUUCCAGUUUUUGGUAUCCAGCGUUAUGCACGGCAGUGGCCGUAGCUCGGCGGAUCGUCAAUUUUAUUAUAUAAAUUCGAGACCAUGCGAACCCUCCAAAUUAAUGAAACUAGUUAACGAAAUCUAUAGGCAAUUCAACAACAAACAGUAUCCUUUCGUGUAUUUGAACGUCACGACCAAAACUGCACUGGUCGAUGUCAAUAUAACGCCAGACAAGAGGCAAGUAUUCAUCGAGAAAGAAAAGUUACUUCUGGCUGUGGUGAAAGCUUCCCUUGUCGAAGGGUUCAAGCAUUUUCCGUCGACGUACGUCAUGCAGAACCUGGAUGCGGUCGGCUCGAAACGUGGUAUAAAGCGCAACAUGACCGACGGUCAAUUAAAGGUGGUCAGUAUAUUGGACAAGUUCAAGAAGAAAAGCAAAUCUGAAGAGGCAGGUGGGAGUACGGGACGUGAAAACGAUUUUGAAAGUGACCUCGUGGAACAGGUGGAUAAAAGUUUAGACUCUUUCGUCAAUAUUGCCUGCAAAUUGACCAAGGAAGAUUGCACAGAAAACUUGGUUAGUUUGACUUCCGAGAAGAACGUUGAAGUUACCUUAGACAGUCCUUCGCAGUACGUUAAGAAUAGAAAGGAGGUUCCUUUGAAACUGAACAUGGAUUUCUUCAAAAAAAGGUUUAAAAAUGGUUCCGGCGCGCCUGCAGAACAGGAGGUCAAAGUGAAGUUCCGACUUGGUAUUGAUCCGGGAAACAACAAGGGCGCCGAAGACGAAUUGAACAGGCACAUAACCAAAAACGAUUUCAAAAACAUGGAAGUGAUCGGCCAAUUUAAUAUGGGUUUUAUCGUUACGAAACUAAACGAUGACCUUUUCAUAGUCGACCAACACGCCACCGAUGAAAAGUAUAAUUUCGAACUGUUGCAGGCGAACAAAACAAUGAAAAGUCAAAUUAUGGUCAAGCCCAAGUUGUUGGAACUGACGGCGGCCAGCAAGACCACUUUAAUUGAACGCGAAGAUGUGUUCAAGAAGAACGGAUUCACGUUUAGCAUCGAAACCGACAGCGAAGAGAAGAACGUUUACUUGACUUCCGUGCCGAUAAGCGACAAGUUUGUUUUUGGCAAGAGCGACAUCGACGAAAUGAUUUUCAUGAUGCAGGUAGUUCAGUUGCGCCCGGUGUGCCGUGUUCAGCCUUUUUAUUUUCAGGAAGAUUCUAGUCGUUCGAUGUACCGACCAAUGAGAGUAAGGGCCUUAUUUGCUUCAAAGGCGUGCAGGAAGUCGGUGAUGAUCGGUCAGAUACUAUCCAAGUCGGACAUGCGCAAGCUGGUCGAUCACAUGGGUGAAAUAAAUCAACCAUGGAAUUGCCCGCACGGUAGGCCCACGAUGAGACACCUGGUCAACUUGAAACUGUUGUUGUAAGAGAAACAAAUUUGGUAUGUCACUUUUUAUUUCGUCAAUAAUUUUUAUACAGGAC
Molecule: messenger RNA, 2375 nt
Organism: Cylas formicarius (sweet potato weevil)
Lineage: Eukaryota; Metazoa; Arthropoda; Insecta; Coleoptera; Brentidae
Gene: Pms2
Product: mismatch repair endonuclease PMS2
Exons: 7
Coding region: 128-2320 (730 amino acids)
Biological process (GO): mismatch repair
Cellular component (GO): MutLalpha complex
Molecular function (GO): mismatched DNA binding; ATP binding; ATP hydrolysis activity
Source: RefSeq, a predicted model, not a curated record